This is a messenger RNA of Megachile rotundata (alfalfa leafcutting bee), 1782 nucleotides long. RefSeq lists its product as uncharacterized. NCBI's taxonomy places the organism in Eukaryota, Metazoa, Arthropoda, Insecta, Hymenoptera, Megachilidae. The record is from RefSeq and is a predicted model, not a curated record.
AUGAUGUUUGGUCUUCGGAAUGCUGCACAAACGUGCCAGACGUUCGUCGAUGAGAUAACCCGUGGUUUAGAUUUUGUUUUCGCGUACAUAGAUGAUUUUGUAAUAGCCUCUGAAGACGAGAAGCAGCAUUACGAACAUUUAGACAUCUUGUUCAAGCGAUUUAGUAAAUACGGUGUUGUAAUUAAUCCCGCGAAAUGUGUUUUCGGCGUGAAGGAAAUAUCUUUCCUCGGGUAUUCCGUUACAUCGGCCGGAAUAAGACCUUUAGCCGAACGCGUGGACGCUAUUGUAAAUUUUACGAAACCCGAAACGGUAAAACAGCUCCGCAGGUACUUAGGUAUGAUCAAUUUUUACCGUCGGUUUGUACCUGGGGCUGCUAGAAUUUUAAGUCCUUUAAAUUCAUUGUUAAAAGGAUCGAAAAAGGGAAAUGCGUUAAUUCCUUGGACAGAGGAGUCGGAAUUAGCAUUUAAAGAAUCAAAGCGUGCUUUAGUCGACGCGACCAUAUUAGCACACCCCGUUCCUGGCGCCGCGCUUAGUCUAGCUGGCGAUGCGUCGAAUUUUGCAAUAGGGGCAGUCUGGGGCAGAUUAGAAAACGAGGUUGCCGAUGCAUUGUCCCGCGUCGAUACUAUUUCGGAAGCUGUAAAUCACAAGACGCUUGAAGCUGCACAGAAUAUAGAUAGUGAGCUUCGAGGUCUGUUAGAAUCGUCAACAGCGUUGAAAUUAAAGAAAAUCCGUUUUCCGGAUCAAGACGCGGAGAUUUAUUGCGACUUAGAAAAUAAUGUUGUGCGACCCUAUGUUCCGAGGCCCUUAAGGCGAAGUGUUUUCAAUUCUUUACACAACCUUUCGCACCCAGGGGUACGCGCAUCCCAAAAAUUAGUUGUCGACCGUUUCGUCUGGCCAUCCAUCAAUAAAGAUUGCAGGACUUGGGCACAGCAGUGUUUACAGUGCCAAAAAUGUAAAAUAACGAGACACGUGUCUGUACCCAACGGUUCAUUCGGGAACUUAGCCGGUCGGUUCGAACAUGUCCAUCUAGACAUCAUAACAAUGCCAUAUUCGCAGGGGUAUAAAUAUUGUCUGACCUGCGUCGAUCGGUUUUCCCGAUGGCCAGAAGCCGUUCCCAUUGCCGACAUGGAAGCAUCAACUGUUGCCUCAGCAUUUAUUUCUACAUGGGUGUCUCGUUUUGGGGUUCCUUUGCGAGUUACGACGGACCAAGGACGUCAAUUCGAGUCAUCAUUGUUCAAAGAACUUUGUAAAUUGUUAGGAUCACAGCAUAUACGUACAACUGCUUACCAUCCCCAAGCUAACGGUAUGGUCGAACGACUACACCGUCAGUUAAAAGGCGCCAUAAAAUGCCAUGACACGGACAAUUGGGUUGAAACCUUGCCCAUUGUUCUAUUAGGCAUUCGCGCUACAGUUAAAGAAGAUUUAAAGGCAACAGCUGCGGAAAUGUUGUACGGUACUAAAAUUCGUUUGCCAGCAGAUUUUUUCGUACCGACAAAUCAGGAGGCAAAUUCUAAUUUUGUUAAGAGACUAAAAGAUCGGAUAAAAGAUAUAAAACCCCGCCCAGCUUCGUGUCAUAAUCGAAAAACAACGUUUAUAUUUAAAGAAUUAUUAGAAUCACCGUAUGUUUUCUUGCGACAUGAUGCGGUUAAGAGUUUAUUGCAGUCUCCAUAUGACGGUCCAUACGAGUCACUGGUAGGGGGGUACUGUGGCGACAGGGAAAGUUCCGAGUGGGAAGCGAGGUCUGGAUUUUGUCAAAGACCUUUUGACCCGUCGAGUCAAUAG